Amphibalanus amphitrite is the source of this 1113-nucleotide messenger RNA. Its product is annotated as keratin-associated protein 6-2-like. The coding region runs from base 107 to 931 and encodes 274 amino acids. The transcript has 2 exons. NCBI's taxonomy places the organism in Eukaryota, Metazoa, Arthropoda, Thecostraca, Balanomorpha, Balanidae. The record is from RefSeq and is a predicted model, not a curated record.
CACAGCCGUCGUGUCUCUCAGCCAGUUCAGUAUAUAAGGGAAAACUGGCGGCAAAGCAGUCACACACUCAGCUCGGCUCCUUCAGGACGACAGCCCAGACACCGACAUGAAGCUGGCAAUCCUCUCCUGCCUGGUGGCUGCCGCCGCCGCUAUGGGCGGCAGCUACGGCGGCGGCUACGGCUCCGCAGGUGGCCUGUUCCGUAGAGGAGCGUUCGGCCGCGGCCUCUUCAACCGUGGUCUGGGCAACUUCGGCUACGGCUACGGAACCCAGUACGGCCUCGGAAACUUGGGCUACGGAAACCAGUACGGCCUCGGAAACAUUGGCUACGGAAAUCAGUACCGAUACGGAAACCAGUACGGCCUCGGAAACCUGGGCUACGGAAGUCAGUACCGAUACGGAAACCAGUACGGCCUCGGAAACCUGGGCUACGGAAGUCAGUACCGAUACGGAAACCAGUACGGCCUCGGAAACCUGGGCUACGGAAGUCAGUACCGAUACGGAAACCAGUACGGCCUCGGAAACCUGGGCUACGGAAGUCAGUACCGAUACGGAAACCAGUACGGCCUCGGAAACCUGGGCUACGGAAACCAGUACGGCCUCGGAAGCCUGGGCUACGGAAACCAGUACGGCCUCGGAAACCUGGGCUACGGAAACCAGUACGGCCUCGGAAGCCUGGGCUACGGAAACCAGUACGGCCUCGGAAACCUGGGCUACGGAAACCAGUACGGCCUCGGAAACCUGGGCUACGGAAACCAGUACGGCUACGGAAACCAGUUUGGACUCAACAACUUCGGUCUGCUCGGCGCCCGUGGGCUCGGUCUCGGCUACGGAAACCAGUACGGCCUCGGAAACCUGGGCUACGGAAACCAGUACGGCCGUGGAUUUUUCCGGGGUGGUAGGGGAAGUUAUGGUUCCAGCUACAGUGGAUAAACCUUCCGUUAAUAACUACCAAAGAAAAUGAUGCAAUUACUGACAAUGUGCUCACAAUAUUUGUGACCCUCUAUUUCGCCUGUACUGAAAAACGAGUGUGGUUGUGUCCCAUGUUAUGUCCUAAUAUGUGUGCUCAAGCAAGUGUUGUGGUAAAAUACAAAUUACUGUCACAACCACAAAAA